AAUAGACUCCAAAAAAUCCAAAAUCAAAAAGGGCGAAACCGAAACCGAAACCUCUCCUCUCUCUUCUAACCUCGAGCCUCGGCCUCCGUCUCCGUCUCUCGCUGGCACAGCACAGUCCGACUCUCCAGCCGGAGCAACCCUCGCCGCCAUCGUCGGACCUCUCCCGUGGUCUCUUGAGUUCAGCCUUGCGACCGGGCAGCCCAGAGCAGCAACCCCAUCUCCGCCGCUCUCGACUUUUUUGCGGCUCCCCGACUCCGAGUCCCCGCCGGUCUUUGCCGCCGCCGCUACGCCUAGCUCGCCUAUUCGCCGCCCUCGAACCCAGGGCAAUGUGUUAGAUAUGGGUUCAAUUUCGCUUGGGGUUCGAAUCACGAGCGCGAUGGCGGCGGUUGCUUCAGCCCCCAGUUGGAUACCUGAGGACGAUCUGUUGUUGAAGAACGCUGUUGAGUCGGGUGCUUCUCUGGAAGCACUAGCUAAAGGAGCUGUACGGUUUUCUCGAAAGUUUACCGUCGGAGAAAUAAGAGAGCGGUGGCAUUCGCUUCUUUAUGAUCCUUCCAUCUCUGCAGAAGCUUCUGCUCGUAUGAUUGAGUGCGAAACUUCAGCUAAAAAAUCUGGGAGUUGUAAAGAAAAUCCAGAAACUUCAGGUAAACGAAAAGCCGAGAGCAUUCGGAAAAUAUAUUAUGCUAUGCGGAAGCAGAUUUGCAGCCAGUCUGCAAAUUCUAUUUUCUCUGAUGAACCUGAUGUGAAUGGUUUCAUCUGUAAUGAAAGUUUUGUGCAUGAAAAUCAUAUUCAAGGCCACUUUGGUGGACAGGAUCCUAACGCAAAUGUUUUGAAUCCUGGAUUGGUCAUGGAUUCUGUUGCAGCUAAAGAAACUAGUGAAAAAGGAGGGUACUUGAGAAAUGAUUACUGUAACAAGUUCAACGAAAAGGUCCCUGUAUUCACAGUCAAGCAACUAGUGAGAAAGGACACUGAAAGUUCUGAUGGUCGUCAUGAAGAUACCCUAAGUACGCAUGUGGAUAAUAGUCAUCCAAAGGAUUGUGCUGUUCUUGAGGACGUGGAGCCAGGUCAUACGCUUCCAGGUGCUGGUGCGUCCAACCACUCGAUAGAACUGUCAUCUCCUCAUUCGAGGUUACCUAUAUGGAAGACGAUCGAAGAUGUGGCAGCACCUGCAAUCCUAAUGAAUGAUAAGAUUCCUUCUAUAGAAGAGGUAAUGAAACUCUGCGAUGAUCUCAAUAGGGAGCACAUGUGUUUGCCAGAUCACAACAACAGCUCUGAGAAAAUUUUGUCGGAUGAAAAUGCUCUCAAGCAAAUUGGGAGUUCUACUGCUCUCUCUGAAAAUGACUUUGUAUAUUUUUCUGAAUGUUUAUGGAGCUAUGGGGAUGACCUAUUAAUGGACGUUGAUGAGAAAGGUACAACAGAUAAGGUUUGUAACGAGAGUGCUAAUUUACAGGUGUUGGAUUAUGCAAACAGCAGUGUUAAAGAUGAUACAUCUGUUCCUUGUCCAACUCAAACACUGAAUUCAAAUCUGGCUAGUGGUCAAGAUGUAAAUUUUCCACCAACGUCAGAUUUCCGAGUUGAUAAGUUAGACGUUGAUCAUGGGUACCAGCAUGGUAGUGCAGACAUCGAUAAGCUUUCAUCAACAGCGGCACCAGAUCCUCCUCUUCCUGGAGACGUCCGUGAGGAACUUAUGGUAUGCACAUUGAAUAGUGAAGACCCAGAGAUUCCAUGCAACGAUGAUUUUAUCCCGUCUACAUCGUACCAUAGUCAUAAGGCACGCAGUGGCCUCUCUUUAUCAUCUGCUAACCGAGGAAACAGAGAACAAGGACGGAGCUUCUUAAAGAAAGAAAAGAACCACACACAAUCUUCCGAGCCCUGUCAGAUAAUGGGGCUGCAGGCGUCGUCAAAUUUUGGUCCAAAAUAUCCACUUGCUAGUUCUGGGGUAAAAUGUGAAUUUGCCAGCAGUAACUAUCUUAAUUCUGUCUCCAGGCCAGCCCUCAAUGCCCAUUUAGACCGGAGUCCGUGCAUAACAGCAUCUGGACCAUUACACAUAAAUGGAGAAGCAUUGACCAAGCUAGAGUCCUCUGAUAUAUGCAAUGCUAUGACUUUUCAUUUAGAUGCCGGAGCAGGACCUACAAGAGAUGAUUUUCAGGAACCACAAGGAAGUCCCUCUGUCGUGGAUCCGGAAGAGUCUGAAAGCGGAGACGACGUUCCUUGUUUUUCUGAUAUUGAAGCCAUGAUACUCGACAUGGAUUUAUGUCCCAACGAUUGGGAUACCUAUGUCGGCAGAGAAGUUUCUAGGUACUCACAUGAGGACGCUAAGAGGGCUAUUGUUAGAUUGGAGCAAUGUGUUCAAUCUUCUAUACGGAGAGCCAUCGCUUCUCGAGGUGGCCUUGCAGUAUUAUGCGGGCGCCACUUGAAGCAUUACAUUAGAAAACCUGAGGUCAUACUCGGCAGAUCAACUUACGACUUUGAUGUCGAUAUUGAUCUUGGAAGAGGAGGAGGGACAAACAAAAUAUCCCGACGACAGGCGUUGAUUAAGUUGGAAAAGGACGGUUCUUUUUCUUUGAAGAAUCUAGGCAGGUGCUCCAUGUUCUUGAACGGGAGAGAAGUCACCAGCGGGCAGCGACUGGAUCUUAGCUCGGGCUGUUUGAUCGAGGUCAAAGGGAUAAGCUUUUUAUUCGAGAUGAACCCCGAAUCCGUCGGUCAGUACCUGGCAAAGUUGCAGUAGAGAGCCAAGAGGUCCAGUCGACUUGCCUGGGCAACUCGAGCAAAUAAAUGUUGCGAAUACAAAGCCUGUCCUACAUAUUGGGAUUCUAUGACGACAUUACAGUACAGACAAUUUAGAGCUUGUUCGUUUCAGUCAAGUAAUAAGCAGAAAGUAGUGCUCUGUUUCACCUUUCAAAAUUCAGAUAUUAGUCGUGAUUUCCAAAAGGG
Molecule: messenger RNA, 2931 nt
Organism: Rhodamnia argentea
Lineage: Eukaryota; Viridiplantae; Streptophyta; Magnoliopsida; Myrtales; Myrtaceae
Exons: 8
Coding region: 338-2725 (795 amino acids)
Biological process (GO): positive regulation of transcription by RNA polymerase II
Cellular component (GO): Ino80 complex; NSL complex; MLL1 complex
Molecular function (GO): protein binding; G-quadruplex RNA binding
Source: RefSeq, a predicted model, not a curated record